Molecule: messenger RNA, 1747 nt
Organism: Dermacentor albipictus
Lineage: Eukaryota; Metazoa; Arthropoda; Arachnida; Ixodida; Ixodidae
Product: probable cytochrome P450 301a1, mitochondrial
Molecular function (GO): iron ion binding; heme binding; oxidoreductase activity, acting on paired donors, with incorporation or reduction of molecular oxygen
Source: RefSeq, a predicted model, not a curated record
GGCACUUGCGGCCGCAUUGAGCUGAAGCGCAGAACGGAGCCAGGAUGUCGCUCAGCGCAGCGUGCAGGGCAACAAGGCAGAGAAUAUCGCCUUGUUUUCAAGUUUCUAAACUGCGUUUCAGCGUCACUUCACUCAGCUGUGCCGAUCGGUUGACAUUCGCGAAACCCUUCAGCGAUGUUCCAAAGAUUCCAGCGCUGCCUAUUGUGGGAAGUUCAUGGAUAUAUUUCCCUAUUCUGGGUAGAUACAACAUCAGGAAACUAAACGAAGCUGCCUGGGAUAUGUACCAACGGUACGGGCCCGUAGUAGGGGAGCGCCUUCCUGGAAGGCGCAUCGUCGUGCAUCUCUUCAGCGCGGAUGACAUUCGGACUUUGUACCAGGAGGAGGGAAGGACACCAUACCGCAUGGGAGCACUGCCGUUCAAGCUGUACCACACAGAGAGGAAGGAGUACUUUGCAAACGCUGGCAUCCUCAAUGCGCAAGGCGAAGAAUGGCGCCAGAUACGGACAGCGGUUCAACCCUGCACAAUUCGGCCUCGGACUGUUCAGUUGUAUGCUGAAGGAUUGGGGCAGAUUGCCGACGAUGCCGUGGACCUUAUCGCCAGCGACCGAGACGAAAAUGGCGACGUACCGGACUGCUAUACCAUCAUGCAGAGAUGGGCGUUGGAGUCUGUCAUGCUUGUUUCUAUGGACCAGAGACUAGGUCUGCUUGACAAUCCACUGUCACCCGACUCAGACGCAGCUGGAAUAUUGAACGGAAUCGUCGCACUGUUUUCUGACAUGGACAAACUGGUGACGCGAUUUCCUUACUAUCGUUACUUCCCAACGCCCAUCAUUAGGCGUUUUCAACGCACUGGGGAUUACUUAGUCGCGCGCAUGUCUCACAUCAUCAAGGAAGCAGCGGAAGCGACCAAAUCAAGGGGAAACAAUAAUGAGAACUGCACCAUCCUUCAGCACCUGUACAACCAGCAGAAAACGGAAUUCAAGGAAAUCUUUACUUUCCUCCAUGACUUUGUUAUUGGAGGAACUGAUACGACAUCUGGCGCUGCCACAUUCACGUUAUAUCGGUUAGCAGUGAACCCAGCAGCCCAAGAGAAAGCACGACAGGAAGUUCUCGCUGCAACAAAAAAAUGUGCUGGGACAUUGUCCGCAGACAGUCAUCAGCACUUAAGCUACGUCAAAGCCUGCAUAAAAGAGGCACUUCGAUUUCACCCCAUCAUACCAGGAGUGAACCGAAAAAUAAACCAUGACCUCGUACUAUCAGGUUACCGCAUACCCGCUAAUACUGUGUUACGAACGGAGCCUUUCGUAGCUGGAAGGCUGGAGGAGAACUUCACUCGGGCUUCGGAGUUUCUACCUGAAAGGUGGCUGCGAUCGAGCGAUGAUCAUUCGUCCAAGACGAAUGACGAUACUUGGAAUCUGCAUCCAUUCGCCUCUCUCCCAUUCAGCAUUGGACCAAGAAUGUGCAUUGGCAGAAGAAUCGCUGAGAUGGAGUUGUGCAUUCUUGUGGCCAAGGUGCUUCAACGAUACCGCGUGGAGAACCAUCAUGGCGACAUUGGUUUUCUUACGCAGUUCACCGGCAAGCCCGCAAAGCCAGCAAAAUUUAGGUUUGUGGAACUCAACACCACAACUUAACCUCGCUAAAGAUUAAAAAGAAACUGUCGUCGCCUCUAACUCGUCAUCAUGAAGACUGCAGCGCUCACCUGAAGACAGAAACAUGGUACAGAAAUAAAGUUUUUCCCCAUGUCAAG